CUCGCCUCAAACCUCAAUUCGACAAAUCCAUCUCCCGCUCCACCCAAAACCCCUCGUCCUCUCUCCCGGCGACAAUGGCGGCGGCGGCGGCGCCGCUCGCCGACGACGGCGACGGGAUCGUAGACCGUGACAUGUGGCUCGCAUGCGCCGCCCCGAACUCCGGCCGCCUCCCCGCCGUCGGCUCGGUGGUCUUCUACUUCGUCGACGGCCACGCCGCUCAGUUUUGCCAGUUCCCCGCCCCUCUCCUGGAGCAGCUCGCCGUCCCCGGCCCCCGCGUCUUCCUCUGUACGGUGGCCGCCGUCCGCCUCCGCGCCGACGCCCUCACCAAUGAGGCCUACGCCGAGAUCACCCUCGACCCGGUCGCCGACCACGACGUCCCGCGCCUGGCCCCCGCUCCCGCUCCCGCACCCGCCGCCGCCGCCGGUGGCCAGCAGUUGCGUUACUUCGUCAAGACGCUGAUGAUUUCCGACUUCGACUUCCGCAUCCGCUUCUCCGCCCCCAUGGCUGACGCCAAAGGCGUCUUCCCGCCGCUGGUCGACGCCAAAGCGGUCCAGCCCCUCCUCGUCAAGGACCUCCAUGGAUCUCCGAUGACGUUCGACUACGGCAGGAAGGGCAAGAGAGUCACGCUCGCCAAGGUCUGGAAGAAAUUUCGGGACGACAUGGACUUCGUCGACGGAGACAGCGUCAUCUUCAUGCGUCGCCGCGACGACGACGACGACGACGGCGAGCUGUACGUCGGGGUGCGGCGCCAGCGCACGCUCGAAAGGCCACUCAGGAAUACGAUGCGCCGGUACAGGCCUCCGACCCCGCCCCAGGCGGCCGUGCAGGAGGCGGUACUAGCCGCGGCGGGUCACGCGGCGGCCGGCGAGCGGUUCACGGUGGCGUACCGGUCGCGGAAGGACGGCGACGAGUUCGUCGUGCCACGCGAGGCGGUGGAGGAGGGGCUCCGCGCCAGACUCACCUCGCUGGCGGAGGUGGAGUUUGUGUGGGCCGUCGAGGACGGCGCGCCGCCCAUCGUCGGGCCACGGGGCAAGGUCACCGCCAUUGCCACCGGACAGCUGUGGCGAAAUCUCGAGAUUGUAUGGGAUGGAAACUCGGAGAUGGACAUGAGUGCCAACUUUUGGCAAGUUCGACCUGUUGAGGAAGUUGAUAUUUCUCCUUCUACUCCUCCUCCGAAGAGGCUCAAGAAUUGUGAGAUUGAUGAUACCGCCUCUACUUCUGUUUCCGUCGACAAUGGAGAUGAGCAAGUUCCAACGAUGAGGCAACGGCUAGAGGCGCUGAUUCCUGAUAACAUCUGAGGCCAAGUACACCUGCUUGUGACUAACUCAAGUAAAAAUUAGUUCUGUCACUUGCGAGUUGUGACUUUGUGAGAUUGGGUCCGUCAUGAAUCAGCUUUGGUCUGCAUUUAGUUUGAAGGUUAUUCCGAAUAGUUUCAAAAUUCGGGGAACAAGUUUGCAGUGUUAAAUGUCCAUUCUAAAUCUGACGGAAUUGGAAAAUGGUGUACCUGAAAUCUGA
Oryza sativa Japonica Group (Japanese rice) is the source of this 1515-nucleotide messenger RNA. Lineage: Eukaryota; Viridiplantae; Streptophyta; Magnoliopsida; Poales; Poaceae. The record is from RefSeq and is a predicted model, not a curated record.